AUGGCAGUCAAAGUCGCCAUUUCGGUCCUAGCCGCCGUCUGCGCUUUGGGCGCUUCCGCCCAGCAGACGUGCAAAACCACCCCUGCCGACGCUACAUGGCCGUCCGACGAGGAUUGGUCGGCGCUGAACGCAACCAUCGACGGUGUUCUCAUCAAGACUCAACCUGCCGCAUCCUCCUGCUACGCCGGGAACCCUUUUGGCUCCUCGCAGUCAUGCGAAGACGUCGAGAAGGCAUGGGGAUACUCCUACUACCACGCCUCGCUUCCCGAGUCCAUAGACUCCCCCAUUUACGCCAAUAACUCGUGUCUCCCUCCAAGUCAGUCUGGGGCAAAGGGCUGUGAGAUUGGAGGCUCGCCACAGUACAUUGUGAAUGCCACGACGGAGGAGCAGAUUGCCACUGCCAUGGGCUGGGCCAGCUCGCGGAACAUUCGUAUCGUUAUCAAGGGGACCGGGCACGAUCUCAACGGCCGAUCCUCUGGCGCCUACUCGCUAUCCAUCUGGACUCACAACUUCAAGCAACUCGAGUACCACCCCGAAUGGAGAUCCCCGAGCGACAACAGAACCGAGGCGGCACUCACCCUGGGAAGCGGUCACAACUGGGGCUCCGCCUCCCGAGGAGCAGCCGAAUUCGAUAAAGUCGUUGUCGGGGGCGUUGACGAGACGGUCGGAGUCGGCGGACACAUGCAGGGAGGCGGCCACGGUCCCCUCUCGAGCACAUACGGCCUCGCAGCAGACCAGAUCCUGCAAGUGCGCGUCGUGACGACCGACGGCCAAAUCCUCGUUGCCAACGAGGCGCAAAACCAGGACCUCCUCUGGGCUGUCCGCGGCGGAGGCGCCGGUCAGUAUGGUCUCGUCUCCGAGUACGUCAUCAAGGCGAACCCCCCGCCGGGCAACGUGGUCUCCAGCGGCAUCGAAGUGUCCGCCGUCGGCAACGACACUGCCUCCAGAGAGGCGGCUUGGAGAGGUGCCGCGGUCCUGCUCGCCAGCGUUCCUGACCUGAUGGAUGCGGCCAUCACGGGAACCGGCAUGGUCAGUGCUGGAGCUCUGCCGGCCAACUCGUCCGAGACUGUCCGCAAGGUGACCGCCUCCAUCGGCUUCUUUGCGUAUAACACGACAGAGGAGAAGAUGACUUCGCUCCUCGAGCCCGUCAGAGCCCGAAUCCUUGCUGAUGUGGGGGAAAACUCCGUCACCGUCACUCUGAGCGAGCCGUCGUCGCAGCCUGAUUUCAUGACCUUUUUCGAGAGCCUGAACACGUCGCCCAGCGCAUCCGGAGCUGGCAUGCUGACGAGUCGCCUUCUCGGACGCAAGGAACUUUUGGAUACCUCAGUGUCUGCCGUUUCUUCGUACCUCCAGCGUCUCAAUGUGCCGCAGAACCCCACGGGUACCUCCCUAAUGGUUAUCGGUCUCCAGGGCGGGCUGGGACCUCGCAACGUUCCCGAGGUGAUGCGCGGUGCCCUCAACCCGAUGUGGCGCUCGACGUACAUCCACCUGAUGAGCUACGGCGCUUCAGCAGAUCUUAGCGUAGCGCCGCAGGAGGCUCUCGAUGGUGUCGCGCAGUGGCUGGAAGAGACCAAGGAGCCUGUCUGGCGUGAGUGGGCACCAGGUGCUGGCUCGUACAUGAACGAGGGCAACGCCUUUGACUCCAUGUUCAAGGAGGACUUUUACGGUACUUCUUACGACCGUUUGGUUGAGAUUAAAAGCAGAUAUGACCCCACGGAGAGUCUGUUCGUCUUGUCGGGUGUCGGAAGCGAUGCUUGGGACUACAACCUCAACAGUGGCAAGUUGUGCAAGUCGGCCUGA
Molecule: messenger RNA, 1800 nt
Organism: Colletotrichum godetiae
Lineage: Eukaryota; Fungi; Ascomycota; Sordariomycetes; Glomerellales; Glomerellaceae
Product: FAD binding domain protein
Exons: 2
Coding region: 1-1800 (599 amino acids)
Molecular function (GO): oxidoreductase activity; FAD binding
Source: RefSeq, a predicted model, not a curated record